AUGCCCCUCCAUGCGUUGGACGAAUCAAAUAUGGAAACUAUUGUUGGGAUGUUUGGAAAGGUGAUGGUCAACACCAGCCCUUUUUGGAAUUGUAAUUACGUGUCUCAUGGAAAGAUUUGUAUUCUCACGGCUUCAAGGAAAAAAUUGAAUGAAGAAAUUUCAGUGUUGAUUGAUAACUGCAAGUUCAGGAUUUGUGUCUUCGAAGUUAAUGAUGAUUGGGUUCCGUUCAAACAUUUUGUCCCUAACUCGAUUUCAUAUUCAGAGGAAGACAUCGACGACGAACACGGUAUUUCAGACACAUGGCAACCAGAUGGAAUGGAUUUUGAAGAAGGGGAGAUUAGGCCAGUGACACAUGAAGAUGAAUCGGGAAAAUCUGUUGCUAUUGGCUCUCCGUCGGCGAACUGA
Molecule: messenger RNA, 405 nt
Organism: Lactuca virosa
Lineage: Eukaryota; Viridiplantae; Streptophyta; Magnoliopsida; Asterales; Asteraceae
Source: the annotation of a GenBank genome assembly